Molecule: messenger RNA, 1362 nt
Organism: Corapipo altera (White-ruffed manakin)
Lineage: Eukaryota; Metazoa; Chordata; Aves; Passeriformes; Pipridae
Gene: MAB21L4
Product: mab-21 like 4
Exons: 5
Coding region: 1-1311 (436 amino acids)
Source: RefSeq, a predicted model, not a curated record
AUGGAAGCCAACACUUCCCUCUGGCACAGCUACCUCGGGGUGAUCGUGUCCCGCGAGAGGGAGCGGCUGGAGAAUUUCCAGCGGGCUGAGGACAUCCUGCUGACCCUGCUGGAGGGUGUCCAUGCCAGGGAGCCCCGCUUCCUUGUGGACUAUGCCAGGAACCUGGAAGCCCUCGAGUUCGCUCUCUCUGCCUCUGAGGAUGCUGUCACUGUAGAGAUGCCCCUGCGGAUUGACCGUGAUACCCUGCAGCUCUUGGCAUGCCAGCCCAGAGACACCCCAGGAGGGCACCCUCCAGGGCUGAGCACCUGCUAUCUGGAAGUGCCCUCUCCGGGGACCGAUUUGGAGGACUGGAUCAGUGUCGUGGGUGCGAUGGAGCACGGAGGUGGUGCGAAGUGUCUGGUUCCGGGCAAAGUCCUCCAGCACCUGAAAGAGCUCCUUGUUUCAGCCAUCGUGCACUGCCAGCGCUGCUUCCUGCUUCAGCCAGGUGACGUCAGCGCCGAAAAUCUGCGGGAAGAUGCCAUGGAGCUCUCCCUGCUGAUCCGUGGUGGCUGGAAGAACAUUCGCUUUGACAUUGUUCCGGUGGUGAGGAGGCAGCAGGAGCCGUUCCAGCUCCAGGGGAGGCAGAUUGACAGGGGUUUCCCUGAAGGCAGCCUCCAGAGGGCCACAGAAGAGGCCCACUUUGUCCCUGCCUCUCCCCAUUGCUGGAGAUCCUCCACUCACCUCCCCAUCCUGAGGCUGCUCCACGCAGUGGACACACUGAAGGGACCCCGUCUGGACAGCCUUCGCCUGCUCGACCAGCUCCGCGACCAGGACUGGGGAGAGGAGGGUGGGAAGAGUGGUCUCACUUUCAACUACCUGAAGAUGGUGCUGCUGUGGAGCACAGAGCUCUUUCCCUCCCUGGAGGACUGGCAGGACCUGGAGGGCUCUGUCUACAGGCUCUUGGUGAUCCUUCUCCGCUGCCUGGCCAUCCGGCACCUGCCCCAUUUUCUGAACCCAGAGGAGAACCUCUUCCAAGGAGCAGCCAUGGACCUUGCCUCCCUCUACCAUAAAGUAGAGAGCUUUGCCCGGGACCCCCGACGCUUCCUCCAUUUCCAUUUUGGCCACCCUGCACGCACUGACAGCCGGAAGGCAAACCCCAACACCCGAGCUCUCCUGCAGCUCCCCAGCGAGGAUGGGUCUUACUGGGACACAGCCUACUUUGACAUCCUGCUCAACCAGUUUCAGGUGUACCGGAUCCAGGACAGUGCACGCCGCUCAGCAAUGUCCCAGCUCCUCUCCAAGAUCCGGCAAGAAAUUCCGCAGCAGAGCUGAGUGGAACCCCACUGCUGCCCCGUUGGGGUGUCUCAAAACUCUGGGGGGGUG